AUGGUUUUAUGUUGGGCACCUGGUUGUAAACAUUACAACGUACGGGAAACCUACAAGUUUUACAAGUUCCCUGCUAGCGGAAAAGAAAGACUUCGUUGGAAGAAGUUAGUGAGGCGAGAUGUUGAACCUGGCCCCGGUGCAUACUUAUGUAGUUGCCAUUUUGUAGACGGUAAACGAGAAUCGGGACCCGUACUGUUUGCUCAUAACAAAGACAAAAGGUUUACGUUUACCAGUCCAAAGAAGAAAAAAAUUAAGUUAGACAUAAGUGAUCCUAUAGCGCAGAGCAGUAGUUGCGUACCAGAACAAGAACCGGACCAAGAAAUUCCAUGUCACAGUGCAGAAGUGGAGAUUGUUAGUAUCUCUAGAGACAAUCCUCAACCUGGUCCUUCAUACGCUACAGACGUUCAGAUUGGCAGUGAUCCGCAGCCUGAAAAGGACUUGGAAGACUUAAAACAAAAAUAUAAUGCUCGACAAUUCACAUAUGACAGCAUAUGUAACAACAACGAAUUAGUCUCCAUGUACACUGGAUUGCCAAAUAAUAGUGUAUUUUGUGCCCUUUACAAUUUACUUAAGGAUUUGGAGAUAAAUUAUUAUUUAAAGUGGCAAGUACAAAUAAUUAGUAAAAAAGAUCAACUUUUUAUGACACUAAUGAAGUUAAGAAGAAACUUCCCACAUUUAGAUUUGGCAGUAAGAUUUAAUGUGUCACAAGCAACGGUCACAAACGUUGUACUAACAUGGGUGUACAUUUUACAUCAAAAUUUAUAUGAGAAUUUAAUACUGAUAUUAGACUGCACAGAGAUUUACACAGAAGUCUCUAGAAAAUCUAUGAGCACGCAAAGAGAGACUUACAGCACCUACAAACACCAUAAUACAUGGAAAGGUCUAGUUGGUGUGGCUCCCAACGGUGUGAUUACUUAUUUAAGUUCCCUCUAUCCUGCAUCCACAAGCGACAAAAAAAUCGUUCAGCAUUAUGGUGUUUUAGAACAGUUGGAACCUGGCGACUUAAUAUUGGCCGAUAAAGGUUUCCUAAUCGGCGACAUACUACCUGCAGGACUGAGUGUAUUGCUCGCGCAAGAGUACACGUGGAAAGAGCAAUAUGUCGGAUGA
This is a messenger RNA of Photinus pyralis (common eastern firefly), 1107 nucleotides long. RefSeq lists its product as uncharacterized. Bases 1 to 1107 code for a protein of 368 amino acids. The record is from RefSeq and is a predicted model, not a curated record. NCBI's taxonomy places the organism in Eukaryota, Metazoa, Arthropoda, Insecta, Coleoptera, Lampyridae. The transcript has 6 exons.